GAAAAACGAAGGCUAAGGAAAGUGCUCUUUUAUAAGAUAAAACUUAGAUAGAAUAAAAAAUGGACGAUGAAGAGGGGUCGUCGAGUUCGGGUCCGAUGUCUUCGCUUAAUAGUCUGUUCACCUUCACCAGUCCAGCGGUAAAAAAAUUGCUAGGCUGGAAGCAAGGCGACGAAGAGGAGAAAUGGGCAGAAAAGGCUGUUGACUCGCUGGUGAAAAAAUUGAAAAAGCGUAAGGGUGCGAUCGAGGAACUAGAGCGUGCACUUAGCUGUCCCGGUACACCCAGCAAGUGCGUGACAAUACCUAGAAGUCUCGACGGUAGACUGCAGGUGUCUCAUCGCAAAGGUCUGCCCCAUGUGAUAUACUGUAGAGUCUGGAGAUGGCCAGACCUGCAGUCCCACCACGAGCUCAAGCCCUUGGAGCUCUGCCAAUAUCCAUUCUCGGCUAAGCAGAAGGAAGUCUGUAUCAAUCCGUAUCACUAUAAAAGGGUAGAAAGUCCUGUGCUACCACCUGUCUUGGUGCCGAGACAUUCCGAAUUCGCUCCUGGCCACUCGCUCUUGCCAUUCCAACAGCUCACCGAGCCCACUAUGCCUCACAAUGUUUCCUACUCGUCCACUGGAUUCAAUCCUUCUGGCACAAAUGCAGUUGGCGGAGGUGUUAACCCAACCUCACCGAUCUCGUCGGUCGGCUCGGUGCCCAGUCCGGGCUCGACAUCGACCAACCCCCAAAGUCCGUAUGGUUCAAACGGCUUGCCGGAAACGCCACCCCCGGCGUACUCACCCCCGGAAGAAGGCUCGCAGCACGGACCAUCGCCACCCCCAGACUCCACUGUCUCGAGUAACAGUGGCUCCGCGAUGGACACGUCGGCGAGUCCGGAGGUUGCCCCGGUCUGCUACCAGGAACCGCUUUAUUGGGCUUCGAUAGCCUACUACGAGCUGAAUUGCCGAGUCGGCGAGGUAUUUCAUUGCCAGUCCCACUCGGUCAUCGUCGACGGCUUCACCAAUCCCAGCAACAACUCGGACCGCUUCUGUCUUGGUCAACUCUCCAACGUCAAUCGCAACUCGACGAUCGAGAACACGAGGAGGCACAUCGGCAAAGGUGUCCACCUAUAUUACGUUGGUGGCGAGGUUUAUGCCGAAUGUCUCUCCGACUCGGCCAUAUUUGUUCAGUCUCGGAACUGCAACCACCACCACGGAUUUCACCCGAGCACCGUUUGUAAGAUACCACCCGGCUGUUCACUCAAAAUAUUCAACAACCAGGAGUUUGCCCAGUUGCUGUCGCAAAGCGUCAAUCACGGCUUUGAAGCCGUAUACGAGCUCACCAAAAUGUGUACCAUUAGAAUGUCGUUCGUGAAGGGUUGGGGUGCCGAGUAUCAUCGUCAGGAUGUAACGUCGACACCUUGUUGGAUAGAAACACAUCUUCAUGGUCCACUACAGUGGCUUGAUAAGGUGCUCACGCAAAUGGGCACACCGCACAAUGCCAUAAGCUCAGUGUCCUAAAAGCAAAGAGAAUGAAAAAGUUGUGAAAGAAAGCCAAGGGCUCUUUCAAUACGCAACAACUCGAAAGUGUAGAUUUUUACUAUUAUUUUUUUUAUUU
Messenger RNA from Ceratosolen solmsi marchali, 1593 nucleotides. It is a transcript of the gene Mad, whose product is annotated as mothers against decapentaplegic homolog 1. Gene Ontology annotation, biological process: BMP signaling pathway; anatomical structure morphogenesis; regulation of transcription by RNA polymerase II. Lineage: Eukaryota; Metazoa; Arthropoda; Insecta; Hymenoptera; Agaonidae. Bases 60 to 1496 code for a protein of 478 amino acids. Gene Ontology annotation, molecular function: I-SMAD binding; DNA-binding transcription factor activity, RNA polymerase II-specific; RNA polymerase II cis-regulatory region sequence-specific DNA binding. The transcript has 3 exons. Gene Ontology annotation, cellular component: heteromeric SMAD protein complex. The record is from RefSeq and is a predicted model, not a curated record.